ACACGGACACAUUUAUAGUAGGACACAAAUGGAAGAUCUCUGGAACGAAGGUGUGGAAGAUGUCAGGCCUGUCAGAAACACAGCGCGCUGGAUGUAACAAGAUACUAAACUCAAUGUCAAAAGGAGACUUACUCUCACUUAGUGACACAGUGACGAAUAAACUGAUAGUUGUGGAAAAUGUUGCAGAGGCCAGAGAAACGAUCCUGUCCUUCACUAAACAUGCUGAGGAGCUCCUGAAGAGGAAGAAGGUUAAUCGUGACCUCAUAUUCAAGUACCUGGCCAAAGAGGGUGUGGUGAUGCCCCCCAACAGCGAGAAACACCAGCUGGUGAAAAGGACCCUGGAGCUUUGGUCUUCGGGAAAGGCUGUGGUUGACGAAAGCAUUCCAGGACAGACGGAUGAGACCAGACAGAGGCCGACCACGGGGACAGUGUCCACAGAGGUGAAGGCUGAGGUGGGCUUUGACCCCCUGGUACUUGGCCAGCAGUUCUGCCAGUGGUUCUUCCAGUUAUUAAACAGUCACAACCCCUCGCUGGGCCAGCCGCCUCAGGACUGGGGACCGCAACACUUCUGGCCAGAUGUGAAGCUACGCCUCGUUUCCAGAGCUGACAACGAACAGAUGGAGGAUUUUCUGGGGGCUGAACUGGUUAGCCUCCGUCUCAUAGCCUUGACCAGGGAAGAGCACCUCAUCCUCAGUCCCAAUAUGCAGCCUCACGGCCUCAGGACGCUGGCCUCCCCCCAUGGCCUGGUUCUGGUGGCUGUAGCUGGGACCAUCCACAGACACAAAGCCUGUCUGGGCAUUUUUGAGCAAAUAUUUGGCCUCAUCCGCUCCCCAAUGGAAAACAACAGCUGGAAGAUCAAGUCUGUCAACCUGAAGAUCAGAGGGCAGGAUGCUCUGGGUGGGACAGAGACGGUAGCGCCUGCAUUGAGUUACAACUCAACUGAAUUGCAGCUUCUGUGCAGUUGAUAACACUCUUUCUUUUAUAUUAUUAACACACAGAAUGUUAGACUGAGUAUGCUCUUUUUACUUAUCUAUCUUGCCCACUGAGGUUUAUCCAGGCAGUUGUUUUCAGAGAUCAGGACCUGGCAACUUGUACUGGUCAAACCACUCUCCUCCCUUAUUUUUAGCAUGUCAAGAUGUACAGGUAGGUGUACAUCUAAACGUACUUUGCACUUCACUGAUGUAUCAUAAAGAUACAUCAAAGCUUGAAAAAAGGUCCUCUUUGUUUUUUUCUACUUUCCAGAAAAAUGGAAGUCUCAACUGCUUCUUGUUGUGGAAACGUUUUCCUUCAAAUAUACUUUACCUUGAUGCACAGUUUUGCUUAUGUGUCUUGUGCCUUCAAUAAGAUAAUAUGUAAAUACA
Molecule: messenger RNA, 1361 nt
Organism: Anoplopoma fimbria (sablefish)
Lineage: Eukaryota; Metazoa; Chordata; Actinopteri; Perciformes; Anoplopomatidae
Gene: c16h3orf38
Product: chromosome 16 C3orf38 homolog
Exons: 4
Coding region: 60-965 (301 amino acids)
Source: RefSeq, a predicted model, not a curated record